This is a messenger RNA of Drosophila sechellia, 41929 nucleotides long. RefSeq names its product Ankyrin 2 (gene Ank2). Bases 497 to 40858 code for a protein of 13453 amino acids. The record is from RefSeq and is a predicted model, not a curated record. The transcript has 33 exons. NCBI's taxonomy places the organism in Eukaryota, Metazoa, Arthropoda, Insecta, Diptera, Drosophilidae. Gene Ontology annotation, biological process: signal transduction. Gene Ontology annotation, molecular function: protein binding.
UCGCAUCCAGUCUGGAGUUGAACAUCGAAGAAAACGGCAGCAAAAUCGAAAACUGCUCCUCGAGAACCGUGAACUCUAGAAGGGACUGUGUGAGAGCAGCCAGGAGUCCAAUCAGACACAAAUACACACACAAAGACAUUUACACCCAUACACUGACACUGACACGCACACAACCGAAUCGGUCGCCUGUACGAACACACCCUCUCGCACACUCAUGCACUCGUGUACAUAUUGCUUACAUAAAGUCUAAGGAAAAAUCGAUAGGAGUGCAUUAAUAAUUCAGCGAAAACGAAGAGGAAAAGGUCUCGAGCAAAUAUCUUCAAGUAGUGCGAGUUUUCCGCCUCUGCUAACGGUGAAGAAAAGUUCCAGGCCUCGUGAAAAAAAAUAUGACUAAUCUGCAGUGACGACAUACGCGCCCCUUACACAAUUUCUCUACACCAAUUAAUCGCUGAAAUCCAUUCAAGACGGGCAUUUUCCCAUUGGCUAUUGUGAAAAAAUGGUCACCGAAAAUGGAGGAGCACAGGGCGAUGGAAACACUUCCUUCCUGCGUGCCGCUCGCGCCGGAAAUCUGGAGCGUGUGCUCGAGCAUUUGAAGAACAACAUUGACAUUAACACCAGCAAUGCGAAUGGCUUGAAUGCCCUGCACCUGGCCUCCAAGGAUGGCCACAUCCUCGUCGUCUCGGAACUCCUUCGUAGGGGCGCGAUUGUGGAUAGUGCCACCAAAAAGGGAAACACCGCCCUCCACAUCGCCUCAUUGGCUGGACAGGAGGAGGUGGUGAAGCUACUGCUGGAGCACAAUGCCUCCGUGAAUGUGCAAUCCCAGAAUGGAUUCACUCCACUCUACAUGGCCGCCCAGGAGAACCACGAUGCGGUGGUGCGUCUCCUUUUGUCCAACGGAGCCAACCAGAGUCUGGCCACCGAGGAUGGUUUCACCCCACUGGCGGUGGCCAUGCAGCAGGGUCAUGACAAAGUCGUUGCUGUCCUCCUCGAGAGUGAUACUCGUGGAAAGGUCAGGCUUCCUGCGCUGCACAUUGCCGCCAAAAAGGACGACGUCAAGGCAGCGACUCUGCUUCUCGAUAAUGACCAUAAUCCGGACGUGACUUCCAAGUCGGGCUUCACCCCGCUGCACAUUGCUUCCCAUUAUGGUAACCAAAACAUCGCCAACCUACUCAUCCAGAAGGGCGCCGAUGUCAACUACUCGGCCAAGCACAACAUCAGUCCGCUGCAUGUGGCUGCAAAGUGGGGCAAGACCAACAUGGUUUCCCUGCUCCUGGAGAAAGGUGGUAACAUCGAGGCAAAGACCCGGGACGGACUUACCCCGCUCCAUUGCGCCGCUCGCUCGGGUCAUGAGCAAGUAGUGGACAUGCUACUCGAACGAGGAGCUCCCAUCUCUGCCAAGACCAAAAAUGGCUUGGCACCCCUCCAUAUGGCCGCCCAGGGUGAGCACGUGGAUGCCGCCCGCAUCCUCUUGUACCAUCGUGCUCCCGUCGACGAGGUGACAGUGGACUAUCUCACUGCCCUUCAUGUGGCUGCUCACUGUGGUCAUGUUAGGGUGGCUAAGCUUCUACUGGAUCGAAAUGCUGAUGCCAAUGCAAGGGCUUUGAAUGGAUUCACUCCACUGCACAUUGCUUGCAAGAAGAACCGCUUGAAGGUGGUGGAGUUGCUCUUGCGACAUGGUGCCAGCAUUAGUGCCACCACAGAGAGUGGACUUACUCCGCUCCAUGUGGCCGCCUUCAUGGGCUGCAUGAACAUUGUCAUCUAUCUGCUGCAGCACGAUGCCAGUCCCGAUGUGCCCACUGUGCGCGGAGAAACGCCACUCCAUCUGGCCGCCAGAGCCAACCAGACCGACAUCAUUCGCAUCCUGCUGCGCAAUGGCGCCCAGGUGGACGCACGUGCCCGAGAGCAACAGACACCGCUGCACAUCGCUUCGCGACUGGGUAAUGUGGACAUCGUGAUGCUCCUGCUGCAACAUGGCGCCCAAGUGGACGCAACCACCAAGGACAUGUACACGGCACUUCACAUCGCAGCCAAGGAGGGCCAGGAUGAGGUGGCCGCUGUACUAAUUGAUAACGGCGCCGCCUUGGAUGCCGCCACCAAGAAGGGAUUCACUCCACUUCACUUGACGGCCAAAUAUGGACACAUUAAGGUCGCCCAGUUGCUGCUCCAAAAGGAGGCGGAUGUGGAUGCGCAGGGCAAGAACGGUGUCACCCCAUUGCAUGUGGCUUGCCACUACAAUAACCAGCAGGUUGCCUUGUUGCUUCUGGAGAAGGGAGCAAGUCCACAUGCCACGGCCAAGAAUGGACAUACCCCGCUCCAUAUUGCCGCAAGGAAGAACCAGAUGGACAUAGCUACUACUCUAUUGGAAUAUGGCGCUUUGGCCAAUGCCGAGAGCAAGGCCGGAUUUACUCCACUCCAUUUGAGCAGCCAGGAGGGUCAUGCCGAGAUCUCCAAUCUGCUGAUCGAGCACAAGGCCGCCGUCAAUCAUCCGGCCAAGAAUGGUCUAACUCCCAUGCAUCUGUGUGCCCAGGAGGAUAAUGUGAAUGUGGCCGAGAUUCUGGAGAAGAACGGCGCCAAUAUCGACAUGGCCACCAAGGCAGGCUACACUCCUUUGCAUGUGGCCUCUCAUUUUGGCCAGGCCAACAUGGUACGUUUCUUGCUUCAGAAUGGAGCCAAUGUGGAUGCGGCCACCUCGAUUGGCUAUACUCCGCUCCAUCAGACCGCCCAGCAGGGUCAUUGUCAUAUUGUGAAUCUCCUGCUGGAGCACAAGGCCAAUGCCAAUGCCCAGACGGUCAAUGGACAGACGCCUUUGCACAUUGCUCGCAAACUGGGCUACAUAAGUGUCCUGGACUCGUUGAAAACCAUCACCAAGGAGGACGAAGCAGCUGCUGCUCCGGCCCAAGCCGAGGAGAAGUAUCGCGUGGUGGCUCCCGAGGCCAUGCACGAGUCCUUCAUGUCCGACUCCGAGGAAGAGGGCGGCGAAGACAAUAUGCUAUCAGAUCAACCAUACCGCUAUUUGACCGUUGAUGAAAUGAAAUCCCUAGGCGACGACUCGCUGCCCAUCGAUGUGACCCGUGAUGAGCGCAUGGACUCCAACCGGAUGACCCAGAGCGCCGAGUAUGCCUCUGGAGUUCCGCCCACCAUUGGAGAGGAGGUUAUCAGUCCCCACAAGACCCAGGUCUAUGGCAGUUCACCCAAGGCCACCGUUGAUGGAGUUUACAUUGCCAAUGGUCACGAUGAGCCGCCGCAUGUGGGUCGCAAGUUAAGCUGGAAAAGCUUCUUGGUGUCCUUCCUGGUGGAUGCCCGCGGAGGAGCAAUGCGUGGCUGUCGGCACAGUGGCGUCCGAAUGAUCAUUCCCUCUAGGUCCACUUGUCAGCCAACCAGGGUAACCUGUCGUUAUGUGAAGCCGCAGCGCACCAUGCAUCCGCCCCAGUUGAUGGAGGGCGAGGCUUUGGCCAGUCGUGUCCUGGAACUAGGUCCUUGCUCCACCAAGUUUAUUGGGCCUGUGGUCAUGGAGGUGCCACACUUUGCAUCGCUGCGUGGCAAGGAGCGCGAGAUCAUCAUACUGCGAUCGGACAAUGGAGAAACAUGGCGGGAGCACACCAUCGAUAACUCCGAGGAGAUCAUCCACGAUGUCCUGCAGCAGUGCUUUGAACCAGAGGAGAUUGCCCAACUGGAGGAGCAGGCUGGCAACCAUGUCUGCCGCUUUGUCACCUACGACUUCCCCCAGUACUUCGCUGUCGUAUCGCGCAUACGCCAGGAGGUCCAUGCCAUUGGACCGGAGGGCGGCAUGGUGUCCAGCACCGUGGUGCCACAGGUGCAGGCCGUCUUCCCACAGGGAGCCCUCACCAAGAAGAUCAAAGUUGGCUUACAGGCCCAACCGGUCGAUCCCGAUCUCACGGCGAAGCUUUUGGGUCGCGGCGUGGCCGUAUCCCCAAUUGUUACGGUCGAGCCGCGUCGCCGUAAAUUCCACAAGGCCAUCACCCUCAGCAUGCCCGCACCCAAGGCUCACAGCCAGGGUAUGAUCAACCAGUAUUCGGGCAAUACGCCCACCCUGCGUCUGCUAUGCUCCAUCACAGGCGGACCAUCUCGUGCUCAAUGGGAAGAUGUCACCGGUUCCACGCCCUUGACAUUUGUCAAUGACUGCGUCUCCUUUACGACCACAGUAUCAGCUCGUUUCUGGCUGAUGGAUUGCCGCAACAUUUCGGAUGCCACCAAAAUGGCCACUGAACUGUACAAGGAAGUCAUCCAUGUGCCGUUUAUUGCCAAGUUUGUGGUAUUCGCCAAGAAGGUGGAACCAUUCGAAGCUAGACUCCGGGUCUUUUGCAUGACCGACGAUCGUGAGGACAAAACUCUGGAAAAGCAUGAGCUCUACACGGAAGUGGCCAAGAGCCGUGAUGUCGAGGUCCUCGAGGGCAAGCCGCAGUACAUCGAGAUGGCUGGCAAUCUGGUUCCAGUGACCAAAUCUGGCGACCAGCUCCAGGUGCAAUUCAAGGCCUUCCGAGAGAACCGCCUACCGUUCACAGUACGAGUCAAGGAUCAACAUGCCGACAUUGUUGGACGCACUUUGUUCAUGAAGGAACCGAAGGUGGCCAAGGGCGAGCCACCGCAACAGCCCAUCUGUAUCCUGAACAUCGUUCUUCCGGAGGCUGUAAUUCCGGAUUCCACGACCGCCUUUUCGGACCGCGUCACCUCCGCCUACAGGACCUCAAUGUUUAGCUUGAGCAAGCAUCAAAAUGACCAUUACAUUGGCGACAUCCGCAUCGUCGAUCUAUCCAACCUGUUGGGUAAGGAUUGGAUUCAGCUGGCCCCGGAGAUUGGCAUCAAUGGGGAGGAGAUCGAUGAGAUCAUCAACCAAAACACAGAUAGCAUUGCCAGGCAGGCGCAGAGCAUGAUUCGCCUGUAUAAGGACAAACCUAACUACGAUAUUCUUUCGCUGGAAACGGCACUCAAAAACAUUGGACGAGACGACAUCAUGAAAAAGUGCAAGAGUGGACGACUAUCGCAUUCGCGUGAAUUCGACGAGGCGGACCUUAUGAAAAACUCGGAGUCCGUGGAGGAACUGGUUCGCAGGGAAAGCAAGCGAAUCCAGCAAAUUAACGAACGCGAAGAAGUCAAAUACUCUGCCGAGGAGAAGGAAGUCGAGGAAUCGGAGUCUGAUGAAGAAGCUGCCAAGCGAACAGUAGCCGAACGGCGGGAAAAGAUUGUUAAGCGUCUGUCCAUCGAACGAUCAAUUCCUGCCUCCACUCAGAAAAAAGAGAUCACCCGCGAAAUAACCGAAAUCAAGCGUAAGAGUCUAAUCGAGGACAAGAAGGCUCAUCAUGAGUCCGAAAUUCUGAUGCAACUGCCUGCCGAUAACGUGAUUAUCAAGACAACAACUGUUCCCGACCAAGUCAUUAAGAUGAAGAUGGGCAAGAUGGACUCAACCGAGGUAAGCAAGAGCGAGUUCGACAAGGAACUUACGCACAAGUUCAAGACAUCCGGACGUAGCUCAGAGGAGGAAGACCAGCCAUCGUCACCAGAUCAGACUGACAAGAUUGUCCAGGACAUUAGUGCUGCCGAAAAGAAGGAGAAGGAUGGCGUGACCUUCAGCCGAGUGACGACAAUAACACGCCAAGAGGCCCGCGACAUUACCGAAGACUUCUUAGAGAUUGAGAAGCGCAGCCAGCUCCCGGCAACUUCCACAACCGCAACAGUUCAUGAGAAGUUCGUUGAGGAGAUCAAGGAGAAGACCAGCCCUCUGGCUUCAGUGCCGCAAGAAACAGUCAAGGAGGUGCAACAAGUCAUCAGCGAGGUGACCGAAAUAGCCAGCAAGAAGGUUGAAAACAUUAUUAGCUCCUUUGAGAGUAGCAAGUCUGUGGAUGCUACUCCCGUUCUGCCCACACAGCCGUCUGUCGAAUCAUCGAAGGUUAGCGAGACCAUUAAAAACCUAGAGGAUUCAAAGGCCGUGCCUGCGGAGCAAGUGAAGACUGUCCAGGUUAUCGAGAGCUCAAGUAUUGAGGAGACAAUUGCUGAAUUUGAAGCCAAGAAGGUCAAAUAUGACUUCCAUGGCGGUGAGCCCAAAACACAGAUCCCAAAGUUCACGCGGAAGCCUAGCGAUGACUCGAUGAAGCCUACCGCAGCUCCACGUGCUACAGUUGAAUCCGAAACUGAAUCGGUCAUUGAGACUAAGGUUGAAAAACCGAUCUCAAAGAUACCAGUCAAGACAAUACCAACCGAAGCUCAGAAGGUUAGCGAAGUAGAUGCACGUAAGAUUACUCAAGACUUCCUCCAGUGUGAGAAACUGGCGGCCGAACCCAAGCCAUCGCCAGCAGCCAGCAAGAUACCCAAGGUGGAGCCGAGGAAAUCUGUGGAUAAGCAGGUCGAUCGGGAAUCAAAAGUAUUGGAUGAUGUUGUGGCCUCUACGGCCACCAUUAUGACCGCCGGACUGGGAGGUGAGCAGCUCAAAGAUCAACUCGUCGAUCACUCUGAAAUUAUCGCCAAAUCCGAAACAGUCGCCGAAAAGGUAACCGAACUGCUUGACACAUUCCACAAGAUCGAGGAGAAGGUCACCAAAUCUGAAAAGACCUCGGAAAUAUCGAGCAAAGUGGAGGAACUAGUUAAAAUCGAGGACAAACCUCUCUCACAAGUUCAACCCAAGGAGGACAAGGUGGCGGAAAAGGUUGCUGAAGUUAUCGAAACAUUCCACAAAAUCGAGGAGCAGAUCACCACUGCCGAUGCCCGCCAGCUCACUCGUGAUUUCCUGAGCAUGGAGCAACAAAACCAAUUGCCGAGCAUGCCACAAGCUGCUGAGAAGCCCCUUGAAUCUAGUUUGACAUCCACAAGUGCUUCGGAACCAGAAUCAAUAGUCACAGUGAAGCCAUCACCCCCAGCGAGUAAGAUACCUGUAGUGGAACCCAGGAAAAUCGUUUUCGACGAAUCUACAAAGCCUCUGAUCGAGACUGAGCCAUUGAAGACCACUGAAAAGAAGCCUCUUAAUGAGCGACAACAAACCGCUGAUUUCUUAAGCAUGGAGCAACAAACCCAGCUGGUCUCUGAGCCUGCCAAAUCGUUGGUGGAAGAGGUGAUGAAGUCCGCCGAGCAAAUGGUGGAGCAACCAAAACAGAAAAAGCCCCUGAAUGAGCGACAACUUACAGAGGACUUCCUGCUUAUGGAACAGCAGACACAACUGCCUUCAGACAUUGUUAAGCCAACGGAUAAGCUGAUCGAUGGUAUUGAGUCUGCAGCGCCGGUUGGAGAUGAAGCAUCACCGUUCCACACGCCCAAGCUGACCACCAGUGUGGUGACACAGGAGCCACAGCAACUGGCGAGCGAAUAUGACAGUGACACUUUCGGCAAACAGGCCACCAUGCCGUUAGGAGACUCACAGAUGGACCAGGGACUCACUGCACCAGUAUCCAUGGAGCCACGAAAGUCACUGACCGAUGCCGAGUUCUGCAAAUCGGUGGGCGAAACAAUCACCAAGAAGAUGAGUGUGGGAGUGAUUGAAAUAAGUGAUGAGCUCAAGAAAAUUGAGAGCGAAAUCCCACAUUCCCAGACUCCUCCACCAACACCGAGUGACAACAAAACCGACAAGCAGAACGAAGAGCCAGAACUGAUCAGCUUGGAACGUGAUUACCUGACCGACACUGUGACCACCCUGCACACAACUACAGAGUCGACCCUCGAACGCGUUUCUGCCAUUACCAAAAUUGAGCACUUCAGUGUUCAUAAUGUAAAAUCCGAAACCUUUACAAGAACAGAUGAACCUGAUAAGCUGCUCCAUAGUGUGGUAGCUCCCCCCGAUAUUCAGAAAUUGUACUCACAAGACACUACCUCAUUUACAGAAAUGAGUACAAGUAGUCAAACACCGAAGAUGACAACAACGACGACCAUGACAGCACAAAUAGAUCGCACCAAAGUAGAUUUGACUAUUCCUGGGCAAGAUCAGCAAAAACACAAGGAUCUGAAGGAGCAGUCCGCAGUAGUUGUAGAUGCAAAAACAGAGGCAGAGAAGACCGCCAGUGAUAGGGAGUAUUUAGAAGAAAUUAUGGGCUGUGGUGAUGUCAGACGCAAGAUCAUGCGUUUGGAGAGCAGUUGCAGCACAGAAUCAUUGGAGUCGGUGGGAAAGUCAUCCACUGUGACACCCAAAUAUAUAGGCGACAAUGUGCCAGUGGUGCGAGAGGUGGUGCAGAGUAUGGAGGAUAAGAUCUGCAGUACAGUGGUGUCGGCCAUUCCGUUUACCGUGCAAAAACGCAAGCCCCAUGAAGAUGACAAGGAACCCAAUGUAGUAGAACUAGAAAAGCAAAUACUUACGCCAGCACAUUUGGCCCUGGAAAAGAUAUUCAAAUGUGAACCACCCUCUGAGGUUGUAAAAAUUUCACCCAUCGAGGCCAUGUCUCUUGGCCUUAAAGAGAUUGAUGAAGAGGUUUGUGAAAAAGUUUGUGAGAAGCGCAAGUCCUUUGUGGUAGCUGAAGACUUAUGUGAAACGGAAAAGACUUUAACUGAACAGGUAAUAGAUUUAAAUAGGCAAGUAGACCAGGUACCUGAAAGGGUUUUUACUGAGACUAUUGAAAGGCAUUUAGACUUAGAAGAUAGGGAUGUCAUUGAGGCGUUACCAAAGGUUAAGGAAGUUGUGCAGGACAUUGAACGUAAAUAUCCUGCGGCUAGCUUAGAGGCCAAACCUUUCAGUCCACGCAAGCGCACAACCCCAGACCGUAAGGUUGAUGUUUCGUCCUUAGAGCAGCAGAUUUUAACCGACGCCGAUCUGAUUUUAGAUGGUUUAGGCUCUAAGUGUGUACCAGAACAAAAGGUACAGUCGCCCAUUUUUGCAUCGAACAAGGCAAGCAGUAGUAUUGAAAAUCUAGAAGAUAUUUGCGAAAAGAAAUGCUCAAAGCGCACAAUCUCAGAUAUGGCAAAGGUCUUUGAAAGGCAAGAAGACCCAACAACUAUGCCAUCUAUUAAAAAUGUGAAGUCGACAACUACCAAGUUCCUAGAGUGCGAGUCAGGGAAGUUCGCUAUUACAGAAAGUAUUCAGGAUAUUACUACCAAGGGUAGUUUAAAUGAAGAAGUAGCUGCGAUUGAAAAAGGUCAAAUUAGAUUUUUAAAAGAUUGUGAUACACACGAAUUUCCAAUAGAAACGAAUUUGGAAACAAAAUUCGUAGAAUUUCCAAAAAUUUCACACACCCUCGAACGAUUACAUUCCAUUUCGAAGACUGACAUUGCUGAUACAAAGAAAAUCGUCCACGAAUCUAGUGAAUUUAAAUCAAAAAUAGAUAAACUCGUGCACAAGACAGCGCAAGCAGAUAACCAAAAUCCUGACAAAAUUAAGUUUCUUUCUCAGGACAAUUUCGAUGAACUUCAAACACAAAAGAGCUUGACCUCUGAACUUGUUACAAUGACUGAUAAAUUUCCACCUGAAGGGAAAUCUUAUUUAGGUAAGGAACCAAUUGAAAGCGAAAGCGACGAGGAACUGGACAAUUUAAACAAAAAAUGCAAGCUUCAGCUCUUAUCAAAAAUUGAACAGUCAUCUUUUAUUGAUACAACCGAGAUCGUCAAGAGUACUGAAAAAAGAGAUAUAACCAAAUUUCCAACGGCAAACGAUAGUCAAGGUGAGAUGUUUAGCAAAUCAGGAGCCACACUUAAAAAACCAUCAGGGGGAAAAACAGACUGCAUUCACUCAACUGAAACAAUAUCUUCUGUAACAGCUAGUGGGGUUAAAUCUCCCCUCCAUCCGGAGGAAAAACCAAAGUCGCCUGAGAAGAAAGACGAACAGGUCCUAGCUAAACCAGACGACAGUUCCAAGUCGGUCGUUGAGACUGAUAAGCCCAGUCCUAAAGAAUAUUCGGACGAUGAAACCGAUGACGAAAUAGAUAUUCCCAAGCCACAAGACAAGCCUAUUAGCCACCCAACUUCUUUGGUAACUGGUGUUCCAGGUGGUGGGGUUAAAUCUCCUCUCCAUUCUGAGGAAAAACCAAAGUCGCCUGAGAAGAAAGACGGAAAUGUCCUAGAUAAACCAGACGACAGUUCCAAGUCGGUCGUUGAGACUGAUAAGCCCAGUCCUAAAGAAUAUUCGGACGAUGAAACCGAUGACGAAAUAGAUUUUCCCAAGCCUCAAGACAAGCCUCUUAGGGAAGCAACUCCAUCAGUGACACCCUUCACUACUAUCCCUGACGUAAAGGCCAGAGAUGUUAUUUCCUUCAAGGCAGAAGAAAGUUCAACAACAGUUCAAACAACUAUUAAGUUAGCAAGCACUAGUAUAACAACAGAGGAUACCAAGAUAGUUAAACCGACUGAUUCGCUUUCACAAUUGAAAGACGAUAAGAUCCCAACCUCAGUAGGAGACAAGGCACCAAAAGAGUCAGUAAAGCCUAUGUUAAAAGAGUAUUCGGACGAUGAAACUGAUAACGAAAUAGAUAUUCCCAAGCCACAAGACAAGCCUAUUAGCCACCCAACUUCUUUGGUAACUGGUGUUACAUGUGGUGGAGCUAAAUCUCCUCUCCAUUCUGAGGAAAAACCAAAGUCGCCUGAGAAGAAAGAAGGAAAGGUCCUAGAUAAACCAGACGACAGUUCCAAGUCGGUCGUUGAGACUGAUAAGCCCAGUCCUAAAGAAUAUUCGGACGAUGAAACCGAUGACGAAAUAGAUAUUCCCAAGCCACAAGACAAGCCUCUUAUGGAAGCAACUCCAUCAGUGACACCCUUCACUACUAUCCCUGACGAUACCAAGAUAGUCAAACCGAUUGAUUCGCUUUCACAAUUGAAAGACGACAAGAUACCAACCUCAGUAGGAGACAAGGCACCAAAAGAGUCAGUAAAGCCUAUGUUAAAAGAGUAUUCGGACGAUGAAACUGAUGACGAAAUAGAUAUUCCCAAGCCACAAGACAAGCCUAUUAGACACCCAACUUCUUUGGUAACUGGUGUUCCAGGUGGUGGGGUCAAAUCUCCUCUCCAUUCUGAGGAAAAACCAAAGUCGCCUGAGAAGAAAGACGAAAAGGUCCUAGCUAAACCAGACGACAGUUCCAAGUCGGUCCUUGAGACUGAUAAGCCCAGUCCUAAAGAAUGUUCGGACGAUGAAACCGAUGACGAAAUAGAUAUUCCCAAGCCACAAGACAAGCCUAUUAGCCAUCCAAUUUCUUUGGUAACUGGUGUUACAGGUGGUGGGGUUAAAUCUCCCCUCCAUCCUGAGGAAAAACCAAAGUCGCCUGAGAAAAAAGACGAAAAGGUCCUAGCUAAACCAGACGACAGUUCCAAGUCGGUCCUUGAGACUGAUAAGCCCAGUCCUAAAGAAUGUUCGGACGAUGAAACCGAUGACGAAAUAGAUAUUCCCAAGCCACAAGACAAGCCUAUUAGCCAUCCAAUUUCUUCGGUAACUGGUGUUACAGGUGGUGGGGUUAAAUCUCCCCUCCAUCCUGAGGAAAAACCAAAGUCUCCUGAGAAAAAAGACGAAAAGGUCCUAUCUAAAUCAGACGACAGUUCCAAGUCGGUCGUUGAGACUGAUAAGCCCAGUCCAAAAGAGUAUUCGGACGAUGAAACUGAUAACGAAAUAGAUAUUCCCAAGCCACAAGACAAGCCUAUUAGCCACCCAACUUCUUUGGUAACUGGUGUUACAGGUGGUGGGGUUAUGUCUCCUCUCCAUUCUGAGGCAAAACCAAAGACGCCUGAGAAGAAAGACGAAAAGGUCCUAGCUAAACCAGACGACAGUUCCAAGUCGUUCGUUGAGACUGAUAAGCCCAGUCCUAAAGAAUAUUCGGACGAUGACGAAAUAGACUUUCCCAAGCCACAAGAAAAGCCUAUUAGCAUCCCAACUUCUUUGGUAACUGGUGUUACAGGUGGUGGGGUUAAAUCUCCUCUCCAUACUGAGGAAAAACAAAAGUCGCCUGAGAAGAAAGACGAAAAGGUCCUAGCUAAACCAGACGACAGUUCCAAGUCGGUCGUUGAGACUGAUAAGCCCAGUCCUAAAGAAUAUUCGGACGAUGAAACUGAUGACGAAAUAGAUAUUCCCAAGCCACAAGACAAGCCUAUUAGCCACCCAACUUCUUUGGUAACUGGUGUUACAGGUGGUGGGGUUAAAUCUCCCCUCCAUCCUGAGGAAAAACCAAAGUCGCCUGAGAAGAAAGACGAAAAGGUCCUAGCUAAACCAGACGACAGUUCCAAGUCGGUCGUUGAGACUGAUAAGCCCAGUCCUAAAGAAUAUUUGGACGAUGAAACCGAUGACGAAAUAGAUUUUCCCAAGCCACAAGACAAGCCUAUUAGGGAAGCAACUCCAUCACCUAUUAGCCACCCAACAUCUUUGGUAACUGGUGUUACAGGUGGUGGGGUUAAAUCUCCCCUCCAUCCUGAGGAAAAACCAAAGUCGCCUGAGAAAAAAGACGAAAAGGUCCUAGCUAAACCAGACGACAGUUCCAAGUCGGUCCUUGAGACUGAUAAGCCCAGUCCUAAAGAAUGUUCGGACGAUGAAACCGAUGACGAAAUAGAUAUUCCCAAGCCACAAGACAAGCCUAUUAGCCAUCCAAUUUCUUUGGUAACUGGUGUUACAGGUGGUGGGGUUAAAUCUCCCCUCCAUCCUGAGGAAAAAUCAAAGUCGCCUGAGAAGAAAGACGAAAAGGUCCUAGCUAAACCAGACGACAGUUCCAAGUCGGUCGUUGAGACUGAUAAGCCCAGUCCUAAAGAAUAUUCGGACGAUGAAACCGAUGACGAAAUAGAUAUUCCCCAGCCACAAGACAAGCCUAUUAGCCACCCAACAUCUUUGGUAACUGGUGUUACAGGUGGUGGGGUUAAAUCUCCCCUCCAUCCUGAGGAAAAACCAAAGUCGCCUGAGAAAAAAGACGAAAAGGUCCUAGCUAAACCAGACGACAGUUCCAAGUCGGUCCUUGAGACUGAUAAGCCCAGUCCUAAAGAAUAUUCGGACGAUGAGACCGAUGUCGAAAUAGAUAUUCCCCAGCCACAAGACAAGCCUAUUAGCCACCCAACAUCUUUGGUAACUGGUGUUACAGGUGGUGGGGUUAAAUCUCCUCUCCAUUCUGAGGAAAAACCAAAGUCGCCUGAGAAGAAAGACGAAAAGGUCCUAGCUAAACCAGACGACAGUUCCCAGUCGGUCGUUGAGACUGAUAAGCCCAGUCCUAAAGAAUAUUCGGACGAUGAAACCUAUGACGAAAUAGAUAUUCCCAAGCCACAAGACAAGCCUAUUAGCCACCCAACUUCUUUGGUAACUGGUGUUCCAGGUGGUGGGGUUAAAUCUCCUCUCCAUUCUGAGGAAAAACCAAAGUCGCCUGAGAAGAAGGACGAAAAGGUCCUAGCUAAACCAGACGACAGUUCCCAGUCGGUCGUUGAGACUGAUAAGCCCAGUCCUAAAGAAUAUUCGGACGAUGAAACCGAUGACGAAAUAGACUUUCCCAGGCCACAAGAAAAGACUAUUAGCCACCCAACUUCUUUGGUAACUGGUGUUACAGGUGGUGGAGCUAAAUCUCCUCUCCAUUCUGAGGAAAAACCAAAGUCGCCUGAGAAGAAAGACGGAAAGGUCCUAGAUAAACCAGACGACAGUUCCAAGUCGGUCGUUGAGACUGAUAAGCCCAGUCCUAAAGAAUAUUCGGACGAUGAAACCGAUGACGAAAUAGACUUUCCCAGGCCACAAGAAAAGACUAUUAGCCACCCAACUUCUUUGGUAACUGGUGUUACAGGUGGUGGAGCUAAAUCUCCUCUCUAUUCUGAGGAAAAACCAAAGUCGCCUGAGAAGAAAGACGGAAAGGUCCUAGAUAAACCAGACGACAGUUCCAAGUCGGUCGUUGAGACUGAUAAGCCCAGUCCUAAAGAAUAUUUGGACGAUGAAACCGAUGACGAAAUAGAUUUUCCCAAGCCACAAGACAAGCCUAUUAGGGAAGCAACUCCAUCACCUUUUAGCCACCCAACAUCUUUGGUAACUGGUGUUACAGGUGGUGGGGUUAAAUCUCCCCUCCAUCCUGAGGAAAAACCAAAGUCGCCUGAGAAAAAAGACGAAAAGGUCCUAGCUAAACCAGACGACAGUUCCAAGUCGGUCCUUGAGACUGAUAAGCCCAGUCCUAAAGAAUGUUCGGACGAUGAAACCGAUGACGAAAUAGAUAUUCCCCAGCCACAAGACAAGCCUAUUAGCCACCCAACUUCUUUGGUAACUGGUGUUACAGGUGGUGGGUUUAAAUCUCCCCUCCAUCCUGAGGAAAAACCAAAGUCGCCUGAGAAGAAAGACGAAAAGGUCCUAGCUAAACCAGACGACAGUUCCAAGUCGGUCGUUGAGACUGAUAAGCCCAGUCCUAAAGAAUAUUCGGACGAUGAAACCGAUGACGAAAUAGAUAUUCCCCAGCCACAAGACAAGCCUAUUAGCCACCCAACUUCUUUGGUAACUGGUGUUACAGGUGGUGGGUUUAAAUCUCCCCUCCAUCCUGAGGAAAAACCAAAGUCGCCUGAGAAGAAAGACGAAAAGGUCCUAGCUAAACCAGACGACAGUUCCAAGUCGGUCCUUGAGACUGAUAAGCCCAGUCCUAAAGAAUAUUCGGACGAUGAAACCGAUGACGAAAUAGAUAUUCCCCAGCCACAAGACAAGCCUAUUAGCCACCCAACAUCUUUGGUAACUGGUGUUACAGGUGGUGGGGUUAUGUCUCCUCUCCAUUCUGAGGAAAAACCAAAGUCGCCUGAGAAGAAAGACGAAAAGGUCCUAGCUAAACCAGACGACAGUUCCCAGUCGGUCGUUGAGACUGAUAAGCCCAGUCCUAAAGAAUAUUCGGACGAUGAAACCUAUGACGAAAUAGAUAUUCCCAAGCCACAAGACAAGCCUAUUAGCCACCCAACUUCUUUGGUAACUGGUGUUCCAGGUGGUGGGGUUAAAUCUCCUCUCCAUUCUGAGGAAAAACCAAAGUCGCCUGAGAAAAAAGACGAAAAGGUCCUAGCUAAACCAGACGACAGUUCCAAGUCGGUCGUUGAGACUGAUAAGCCCAGUCCUAAAGAAUAUUCGGACGAUGAAACCGAUGACGAAAUAGAUAUUCCCAAGCCACAAGACAAGCCUCUUAGGGAAGCAACUCCAUCAGUGACACCCUUCACUACUAUCCCUGACGUAAAGGCCAGAGAUGUUAUUGCCUUUAAGGCAGAAGAAAAAUCAACAACAGUUCAAACAACUAUUAAGUUAGCAAGCACUAGUAUAACAACAGAGGAUACCAAGAUAGUUAAACCGACUGAUUCGCUUUCACAAUUGAAAGACGAUAAGAUCCCAACCUCAGUAGGAGACAAGGCACCAAAAGAGUCAGUAAAGCCUAUGUUAAAAGAGUAUUCGGACGAUGAAACUGAUAACGAAAUAGAUAUUCCCAAGCCACAAGACAAGCCUAUUAGCCACCCAACUUCUUUGGUAACUGGUGUUACAGGUGGUGGGGUUAAAUCUCCUCUCCAUCCUGAGGAAAAACAAAAGUCGCCUGAAAAGAAAGACGAAAAGGUCCUAGCUAAACCAGAUGACAGUUCCAAGUCGCACUUUGAGACUGAUAAGCCCAGUCCCAGAGAAUAUUCGGCCGAUGAAACCGAUGACGAAAUAGAUAUUCCCAAGCCACAAGACAAGCCUAUUAGCCAUCCAACUUCCUUGGUAACUGGUGUUACAGGUGGUGGGGUUAAAUCUCCUCUCCAUCCUGAGGAAAAACAAAAGUCGCCUGAAAAGAAAGACGAAAAGGUCCUAGCUAAACCAGAUGACAGUUCCAAGUCGCACUUUGAGACUGAUAAGCCCAGUCCCAGAGAAUAUUCGGCCGAUGAAACCGAUGACGAAAUAGAUAUUCCCAAGCCACAAGACAAGCCUAUUAGCCAUCCAACUUCCUUGGUAACUGGUGUUACAGGUGGUGGGGUUAAAUCUCCCCUCCAUCCUGAGGAAAAACCAAAGUCGCCUGAGAAGAAAGACGAAAAGGUCCUAGCUAAACCAGACGACAGUUCCAAGUCGGUCCUUGAGACUGAUAAGCCCAGUCCUAAAGAAUAUUCGGACGAUGAAACCGAUGACGAAAUAGAUAUUCCCCAGCCACAAGACAAGCCUAUUAGCCACCCAACAUCUUUGGUAACUGGUGUUACAGGUGGUGGGGUUAAAUCUCCCCUCCAUCCUGAGGAAAAACCAAAGUCGCCUGAGAAAAAAGACGAAAAGGUCCUAGCUAAACCAGACGACAGUUCCAAGUCGGUCCUUGAGACUGAUAAGCCCAGUCCUAAAGAAUAUUCGGACGAUGAAACCGAUGACGAAAUAGAUAUUCCCCAGCCACAAGACAAGCCUAUUAGCCACCCAACAUCUUUGGUAACUGGUGUUACAGGUGGUGGGGUUAUGUCUCCUCUCCAUUCUGAGGAAAAACCAAAGUCGCCUGAGAAAAAAGACGAAAAGGUCCUAGCUAAACCAGACGACAGUUCCAAGUCGGUCCUUGAGACUGAUAAGCCCAGUCCUAAAGAAUAUUCGGACGAUGAAACCGAUGACGAAAUAGAUAUUCCCCAGCCACAAGACAAGCCUAUUAGCCACCCAACAUCUUUGGUAACUGGUGUUACAGGUGGUGGGGUUAUGUCUCCUCUCCAUUCUGAGGAAAAACCAAAGUCGCCUGAGAAGAAAGACGAAAAGGUCCUAGCUAAACCAGACGACAGUUCCCAGUCGGUCGUUGAGACUGAUAAGCCCAGUCCUAAAGAAUAUUCGGACGAUGAAACCUAUGACGAAAUAGAUAUUCCCAAGCCACAAGACAAGCCUAUUAGCCACCCAACUUCUUUGGUAACUGGUGUUCCAGGUGGUGGGGUUAAAUCUCCUCUCCAUUCUGAGGAAAAACCAAAGUCGCCUGAGAAGAAGGACGAAAAGGUCCUAGCUAAACCAGACGACAGUUCCCAGUCGGUCGUUGAGACUGAUAAGCCCAGUCCUAAAGAAUAUUCGGACGAUGAAACCGAUGACGAAAUAGACUUUCCCAAGCCACAAGACAAGCCUCUUAGGGAAGCAACUCCAUCAGUGACACCCUUCACUACUAUCCCUGACGUAAAGGCCAGAGAUGUUAUUGCCUUUAAGGCAGAAGAAAAAUCAACAACAGUUCAAACAACUAUUAAGUUAGCAAGCACUAGUAUAACAACAGAGGAUACCAAGAUAGUUAAACCGACUGAUUCGCUUUCACAAUUGAAAGACGAUAAGAUCCCAACCUCAGUAGGAGACAAGGCACCAAAAGAGUCAGUAAAGCCUAUGUUAAAAGAGUAUUCGGACGAUGAAACUGAUAACGAAAUAGAUAUUCCCAAGCCACAAGACAAGCCUAUUAGCCACCCAACUUCUUUGGUAACUGGUGUUACAGGUGGUGGGGUUAAAUCUCCUCUCCAUCCUGAGGAAAAACAAAAGUCGCCUGAAAAGAAAGACGAAAAGGUCCUAGCUAAACCAGAUGACAGUUCCAAGUCGCACUUUGAGACUGAUAAGCCCAGUCCCAGAGAAUAUUCGGCCGAUGAAACCGAUGACGAAAUAGAUAUUCCCAAGCCACAAGACAAGCCUAUUAGCCAUCCAACUUCCUUGGUAACUGGUGUUACAGGUGGUGGGGUUAAAUCUCCCCUCCAUCCUGAGGAAAAACCAAAGUCGCCUGAGAAGAAAGACGAAAAGGUCCUAGCUAAACCAGACGACAGUUCCAAGUCGGUCCUUGAGACUGAUAAGCCCAGUCCUAAAGAAUAUUCGGACGAUGAAACCGAUGACGAAAUAGAUAUUCCCCAGCCACAAGACAAGCCUAUUAGCCACCCAACAUCUUUGGUAACUGGUGUUACAGGUGGUGGGGUUAAAUCUCCCCUCCAUCCUGAGGAAAAACCAAAGUCGCCUGAGAAAAAAGACGAAAAGGUCCUAGCUAAACCAGACGACAGUUCCAAGUCGGUCCUUGAGACUGAUAAGCCCAGUCCUAAAGAAUAUUCGGACGAUGAAACCGAUGACGAAAUAGAUAUUCCCCAGCCACAAGACAAGCCUAUUAGCCACCCAACAUCUUUGGUAACUGGUGUUACAGGUGGUGGGGUUAUGUCUCCUCUCCAUUCUGAGGAAAAACCAAAGUCGCCUGAGAAGAAAGACGAAAAGGUCCUAGCUAAACCAGACGACAGUUCCCAGUCGGUCGUUGAGACUGAUAAGCCCAGUCCUAAAGAAUAUUCGGACGAUGAAACCUAUGACGAAAUAGAUAUUCCCAAGCCACAAGACAAGCCUAUUAGCCACCCAACUUCUUUGGUAACUGGUGUUCCAGGUGGUGGGGUUAAAUCUCCUCUCCAUUCUGAGGAAAAACCAAAGUCGCCUGAGAAGAAGGACGAAAAGGUCCUAGCUAAACCAGACGACAGUUCCCAGUCGGUCGUUGAGACUGAUAAGCCCAGUCCUAAAGAAUAUUCGGACGAUGAAACCGAUGACGAAAUAGACUUUCCCAAGCCACAAGACAAGUCUAUUAGGGAAGCUACUCCAUCAGUGACACCCUUCACUACUAUCCCUGACGUAAAGGCCAGAGAUGUUAUUGCCUUUAAGGCAGAAGAAAAAUCAACAACAGUUCAAACAACUAUUAAGUUAGCAAGCACUAGUAUAACAACAGAGGAUACCAAGAUAGUUAAACCGAUUGAUUCGCUUUCACAAUUGAAAGACGACAAGAUCCCAACCUCAGUAGGAGACAAGGCACCAAAAGAGUCAGUAAAGCCUAUGUUAAAAGAGUAUUCGGCCGAUGAAACUGAUAACGAAAUAGAUAUUCCCAAGCCACAAGACAAGCCUAUUAGCCAUCCAACUUCUUUGGUAACUGGUGUUACAGGUGGUGGGGUUAAAUCUCCCCUCCAUCCUGAGGAAAAACCAAAGUCGCCUGAGAAGAAAGACGAAAAGGUCCUAGCUAAACCAGACGACAGUUCCAAGUCGGUCGUUGAGACUGAUAAGCCCAGUCCUAAAGAAUAUUCGGACGAUGAAACCGAUGACGAAAUAGAUAUUCCCAAGCCACAAGACAAGCCUAUUAGCCAUCCAACUUCCUUGGUAACUGGUGUUACAGGUGGUGGGGCUAAAUCUCCCCUCCAUCCUGAGGAAAAACCAAAGUCGCCUGAGAAAAAAGACGAAAAGGUCCUAGCUAAACCAGACGACAGUUCCAAGUCGGUCCUUGAGACUGAUAAGCCCAGUCCUAAAGAAUAUUCGGACGAUGAAACUGAUGACGAAAUAGAUAUUCCCAAGCCACAAGACAAGCCUAUUAGCCAUCCAAUUUCUUUGGCAACUGGUGUUACAGGUGGUGGGGCUAAAUCUCCCCUCCAUCCUGAGGAAAAACCAAAGUCGCCUGAGAAAAAAGACGAAAAGGUCCUAGCUAAACCAGACGACAGUUCCAAGUCGGUCCUUGAGACUGAUAAGCCCAGUCCAAAAGAGUAUUCUGACGAAACCGAUGACGAAAUAGAUAUUCCCAAGCCACAAGACAAGCCUAUUAGCCAUCCAACUUCUUUGGUAACUGGUGUUACAGGUGGUGGGGUUAAAACUCCUCUCCAUUCUAAGGAAAAACCAAAGUCGCCUGAGAAGAAAGACGAAAGGGUCCUAGCUAAACCAGACGACAGUUCCAAGUCGGUCCUUGAGACUGAUAAGCCCAGUCCUAAAGAAUAUUCGGACGAUGAAACUGAUGACGAAAUAGAUAUUCCCAAGCCACAAGACAAGCCUAUUAGCCACCACACUUCUUUGGUAACUGGUGUUACAGGUGGUGGGGUUAAAUCUCCUCUCCAUUCUGAGGAAAAACAAAAGUCGCCUGAGAAGAAAGACGAAAAGGUCCCAGCUAAACCAGACGACAGUUCCAAGUCGGUCCUUGAGACUGAUAAGCCCAGUCCUAAAGAAGUUAUUUCUCCUCUCCAUUCUGAGGAAAAACAAAAGUCGCCUGAAAAGAAAGACGAAAAGGUCCUAGCUAAACCAGAUGACAGUUCCAAGUCGCACUUUGAGACUGAUAAGCCAAGUCCCAGAGAAUAUUCGGCCGAUGAAACCGAUGACGAAAUAGAUAUUCCCAAGCCACAAGACAAGCCUAUUAGCCAUCCAACUUCCUUGGUAACUGGUGUUACAGGUGGUGGGGUUAAAUCUCCCCUCCAUCCUGAGGAAAAACCAAAGUCGCCUGAGAAGAAAGACGAAAAGGUCCUAGCUAAACCAGACGACAGUUCCAAGUCGGUCGUUGAGACUGAUAAGCCCAGUCCUAAAGAAUGUUCGGACGAUGAAACCGAUGACGAAAUAGAUAUUCCCAAGCCACAAGACAAGCCUAUUAGCCAUCCAAUUUCUUUGGUAACUGGUGUUACAGGUGGUGGGGUUAAAUCUCCCCUCCAUCCUGAGGAAAAAUCAAAGUCGCCUGAGAAGAAAGACGAAAAGGUCCUAGCUAAACCAGACGACAGUUCCAAGUCGGUCCUUGAGACUGAUAAGCCCAGUCCUAAAGAAUAUUCGGACGAUGAAACUGAUGACGAAAUAGAUAUUCCCAAGCCACAAGACAAGCCUAUUAGCCACCACACUUCUUUGGUAACUGGUCUUACAGGUGGUGGGGUUAAAUCUCCUCUCCAUUCUGAGGAAAAACCAAAGUCGCCUGAGAAGAAAGACGAAAAGGUCCUAGCUAAACCAGAUGACAGUUCCAAGUCGGUCGUUGAGACUGACAAGCCCAGUCCUAAAGAAUAUUCGGACGAUGAAACUGAUGACGAAAUAGAUAUUCCCAAGCCACAAGACAAGCCUAUUAGCCACCACACUUCUUUGGUAACUGGUGUUACAGGUGGUGGGGUUAAAUCUCCUCUCCAUCCUGAGGAAAAACCAAAGUCGCCUGAGAAGAAAGACGAAAAGGUCCUAGCUAAACCAGACGACAGUUCCAAGUCGGUCGUUGAGACUGAUAAGCCCAGUCCUAAAGAAUAUUCGGACGAUGAAACCGAUGACGAAAUAGAUAUUCCCAAGCCACAAGACAAGCCUCUUAGGGAAGCAACUCCAUCAGUGACACCCUUCACUACUAUCCCUGACGUAAAGGCCAGAGAUGUUAUUGCCUUUAAGGCAGAAGAAAAAUCAACAACAGUUCAAAAAACUAUUAAGUUAGCAAGCACUAGUAUAACAACAGAGGAUACCAAGAUAGUUAAACCGAUUGAUUCGCUUUCACAAUUGAAAGACGAUAAGAUCCCAACCUCAGUAGGAGACAAGGCACCAAAAGAGUCAGUAAAGCCUAUGUUAAAAGAGUAUUCGGACGAUGAAACUGAUGACGAAAUAGAUAUUCCCAAGCCACAAGACAAGCCUAUUAGCCACCCAACUUCUUUGGUAACUGGUGUUACAGGUGGUGGGGCUAAAUCUCCCCUCCAUCCUGAGGAAAAACCAAAGUCGCCUGAGAAAAAAGACGAAAAGGUCCUAGCUAAACCAGACGACAGUUCCAAGUCGGUCCUUGAGACUGAUAAGCCCAGUCCUAAAGAAUAUUCGGACGAUGAAACUGAUGACGAAAUAGAUAUUCCCAAGCCACAAGACAAGCCUAUUAGCCACCACACUUCUUUGGUAACUGGUGUUACAGGUGGUGGGGUUAAAUCUCCUCUCCAUUCUGAGGAAAAACCAAAGUCGCCUGAGAAGAAAGAAGAAAAGGUCCUAGCUAAACCAGAUGACAGUUCCAAGUCGGUCCUUGAGACUGACAAGCCCAGUCCUAAAGAAUAUUCGGACGAUGAAACUGAUGACGAAAUAGAUAUUCCCAAGCCACAAGACAAGUCUAUUAGCCACCCAACUUCUUUGGUAACUGGUGUUACAGGUGGUGGGGUUAUUUCUCCUCUCCAUUCUGAGGAAAAACCAAAGUCGCCUGAAAAGAAAGACGAAAAGGUCCUAGCUAAACCAGAUGACAGUUCCAAGUCGGUCGUUGAGACUGACAAGCCCAGUCCUAAAGAAUAUUCGGACGAUGAAACCGAUGACGAAAUAGACUUUCCCAAGCCACAAGACAAGCCUAUUAGCCACCCAACUUCUUUGGUAACUGGUGUUACAGGUGGUGGGGUUAAAUCUCCUCUCCAUCCUGAGGAAAAACCAAAGUCGCCUGAGAAGAAAGACGAAAAGGUCCUAGCUAAACCAGACGACAGUUCCAAGUCGGUCGUUGAGACUGAUAAGCCCAGUCCUAAAGAAUAUUCGGACGAUGAAACCGAUGACGAAAUAGAUAUUCCCAAGCCACAAGACAAGCCUCUUAGGGAAGCAAUUCCAUCAGUGACACCCUUCACUACUAUCCCUGACGAUACCAAGAUAGUUAAACCGACUGAUUCGCUUUCACAAUUGAAAGACGAUAAGAUCCCAACCUCAGUAGGAGACAAGGCACCAAAAGAGUCAGUAAAGCCUAUGUUAAAAGAGUAUUCGGACGAUGAAACUGAUGACGAAAUAGAUAUUCCCAAGCCACAAGACAAGCCUAUUAGCCACCCAACAUCUUUGGUAACUGGUGUUACAGGUGGUGGGGUUAUGUCUCCUCUCCAUUCUGAGGAAAAACAAAAGUCGCCUGAAAAGAAAGACGAAAAGGUCCUAGCUAAACCAGAUGACAGUUCCAAGUCGCACUUUGAGACUGAUAAGCCCAGUCCCAAAGAAUAUUCGGCCGAUGAAACCGAUGACGAAAUAGACUUUCCCAAGCCACAAGACAAGUCUAUUAGGGAAGCUACUCCAUCAGUGACACCCUUCACUACUAUCCCUGACGUAAAGGCCAGAGAUGUUAUUGCCUUUAAGGCAGAAGAAAAAUCAACAACAGUUCAAAAAACUAUUAAGUUAGCAAGCACUAGUAUAACAACAGAGGAUACCAAGAUAGUUAAACCGAUUGAUUCGCUUUCACAAUUGAAAGACGAUAAGAUCCCAACCUCAGUAGGAGACAAGGCACCAAAAGAGUCAGUAAAGCCUAUGUUAAAAGAGUAUUCGGACGAUGAAACUGAUGACGAAAUAGAUAUUCCCAAGCCACAAGACAAGCCUAUUAGCCACCCAACUUCUUUGGUAACUGGUGUUACAGGUGGUGGGGCUAAAUCUCCCCUCCAUCCUGAGGAAAAACCAAAGUCGCCUGAGAAAAAAGACGAAAAGGUCCUAGCUAAACCAGACGACAGUUCCAAGUCGGUCCUUGAGACUGAUAAGCCCAGUCCUAAAGAAUGUUCGGACGAUGAAACCGAUGACGAAAUAGAUAUUCCCAAGCCACAAGACAAGCCUAUUAGCCAUCCAAUUUCUUUGGUAACUGGUGUUACAGGUGGUGGGGUUAAAUCUCCCCUCCAUCCUGAGGAAAAAUCAAAGUCGCCUGAGAAGAAAGACGAAAAGGUCCUAGCUAAACCAGACGACAGUUCCAAGUCGGUCCUUGAGACUGAUAAGCCCAGUCCUAAAGAAUAUUCGGACGAUGAAACUGAUGACGAAAUAGAUAUUCCCAAGCCACAAGACAAGCCUAUUAGCCACCACACUUCUUUGGUAACUGGUCUUACAGGUGGUGGGGUUAAAUCUCCUCUCCAUUCUGAGGAAAAACCAAAGUCGCCUGAGAAGAAAGACGAAAAGGUCCUAGCUAAACCAGAUGACAGUUCCAAGUCGGUCGUUGAGACUGACAAGCCCAGUCCUAAAGAAUAUUCGGACGAUGAAACUGAUGACGAAAUAGAUAUUCCCAAGCCACAAGACAAGCCUAUUAGCCACCACACUUCUUUGGUAACUGGUGUUACAGGUGGUGGGGUUAAAUCUCCUCUCCAUCCUGAGGAAAAACCAAAGUCGCCUGAGAAGAAAGACGAAAAGGUCCUAGCUAAACCAGACGACAGUUCCAAGUCGGUCGUUGAGACUGAUAAGCCCAGUCCUAAAGAAUAUUCGGACGAUGAAACCGAUGACGAAAUAGAUAUUCCCAAGCCACAAGACAAGCCUCUUAGGGAAGCAACUCCAUCAGUGACACCCUUCACUACUAUCCCUGACGUAAAGGCCAGAGAUGUUAUUGCCUUUAAGGCAGAAGAAAAAUCAACAACAGUUCAAAAAACUAUUAAGUUAGCAAGCACUAGUAUAACAACAGAGGAUACCAAGAUAGUUAAACCGAUUGAUUCGCUUUCACAAUUGAAAGACGAUAAGAUCCCAACCUCAGUAGGAGACAAGGCACCAAAAGAGUCAGUAAAGCCUAUGUUAAAAGAGUAUUCGGACGAUGAAACUGAUGACGAAAUAGAUAUUCCCAAGCCACAAGACAAGCCUAUUAGCCACCCAACUUCUUUGGUAACUGGUGUUACAGGUGGUGGGGCUAAAUCUCCCCUCCAUCCUGAGGAAAAACCAAAGUCGCCUGAGAAAAAAGACGAAAAGGUCCUAGCUAAACCAGACGACAGUUCCAAGUCGGUCCUUGAGACUGAUAAGCCCAGUCCUAAAGAAUAUUCGGACGAUGAAACUGAUGACGAAAUAGAUAUUCCCAAGCCACAAGACAAGCCUAUUAGCCACCACACUUCUUUGGUAACUGGUGUUACAGGUGGUGGGGUUAAAUCUCCUCUCCAUUCUGAGGAAAAACCAAAGUCGCCUGAGAAGAAAGAAGAAAAGGUCCUAGCUAAACCAGAUGACAGUUCCAAGUCGGUCCUUGAGACUGACAAGCCCAGUCCUAAAGAAUAUUCGGACGAUGAAACUGAUGACGAAAUAGAUAUUCCCAAGCCACAAGACAAGUCUAUUAGCCACCCAACUUCUUUGGUAACUGGUGUUACAGGUGGUGGGGUUAUUUCUCCUCUCCAUUCUGAGGAAAAACCAAAGUCGCCUGAAAAGAAAGACGAAAAGGUCCUAGCUAAACCAGAUGACAGUUCCAAGUCGGUCGUUGAGACUGACAAGCCCAGUCCUAAAGAAUAUUCGGACGAUGAAACCGAUGACGAAAUAGACUUUCCCAAGCCACAAGACAAGCCUAUUAGCCACCCAACUUCUUUGGUAACUGGUGUUACAGGUGGUGGGGUUAAAUCUCCUCUCCAUCCUGAGGAAAAACCAAAGUCGCCUGAGAAGAAAGACGAAAAGGUCCUAGCUAAACCAGACGACAGUUCCAAGUCGGUCGUUGAGACUGAUAAGCCCAGUCCUAAAGAAUAUUCGGACGAUGAAACCGAUGACGAAAUAGAUAUUCCCAAGCCACAAGACAAGCCUCUUAGGGAAGCAAUUCCAUCAGUGACACCCUUCACUACUAUCCCUGACGAUACCAAGAUAGUUAAACCGACUGAUUCGCUUUCACAAUUGAAAGACGAUAAGAUCCCAACCUCAGUAGGAGACAAGGCACCAAAAGAGUCAGUAAAGCCUAUGUUAAAAGAGUAUUCGGACGAUGAAACUGAUGACGAAAUAGAUAUUCCCAAGCCACAAGACAAGCCUAUUAGCCACCCAACAUCUUUGGUAACUGGUGUUACAGGUGGUGGGGUUAUGUCUCCUCUCCAUUCUGAGGAAAAACAAAAGUCGCCUGAAAAGAAAGACGAAAAGGUCCUAGCUAAACCAGAUGACAGUUCCAAGUCGCACUUUGAGACUGAUAAGCCCAGUCCCAAAGAAUAUUCGGCCGAUGAAACCGAUGACGAAAUAGACUUUCCCAAGCCACAAGACAAGCCUAUUAGCCACCCAACUUCUUUGGUAACUGGUGUUACAGGUGGUGGGGUUAAAUCUCCUCUCCAUCCUGAGGAAAAACCAAAGUCGCCUGAGAAGAAAGACGAAAAGGUCCUAGCUAAACCAGAUGACAGUUCCAAGUCGGUCCUUGAGACUGACAAGCCCAGUCCUAAAGAAUAUUCGGACGAUGAAACUGAUGACGAAAUAGAUAUUCCCAAGCCACAAGACAAGUCUAUUAGCCACCCAACUUCUUUGGUAACUGGUGUUACAGGUGGUGGGGUUAUUUCUCCUCUCCAUUCUGAGGAAAAACCAAAGUCGCCUGAAAAGAAAGACGAAAAGGUCCUAGCUAAACCAGAUGACAGUUCCAAGUCGGUCGUUGAGACUGACAAGCCCAGUCCUAAAGAAUAUUCGGACGAUGAAACCGAUGACGAAAUAGACUUUCCCAAGCCACAAGACAAGCCUAUUAGCCACCCAACUUCUUUGGUAACUGGUGUUACAGGUGGUGGGGUUAAAUCUCCUCUCCAUCCUGAGGAAAAACCAAAGUCGCCUGAGAAGAAAGACGAAAAGGUCCUAGCUAAACCAGACGACAGUUCCAAGUCGGUCGUUGAGACUGAUAAGCCCAGUCCUAAAGAAUAUUCGGACGAUGAAACCGAUGACGAAAUAGAUAUUCCCAAGCCACAAGACAAGCCUCUUAGGGAAGCAACUCCAUCAGUGACACCCUUCACUACUAUCCCUGACGAUACCAAGAUAGUUAAACCGACUGAUUCGCUUUCACAAUUGAAAGACGAUAAGAUCCCAACCUCAGUAGGAGACAAGGCACCAAAAGAGUCAGUAAAGCCUAUGUUAAAAGAGUAUUCGGACGAUGAAACUGAUGACGAAAUAGAUAUUCCCAAGCCACAAGACAAGCCUAUUAGCCACCCAACAUCUUUGGUAACUGGUGUUACAGGUGGUGGGGUUAUGUCUCCUCUCCAUUCUGAGGAAAAACAAAAGUCGCCUGAAAAGAAAGACGAAAAGGUCCUAGCUAAACCAGAUGACAGUUCCAAGUCGCACUUUGAGACUGAUAAGCCCAGUCCCAAAGAAUAUUCGGCCGAUGAAACCGAUGACGAAAUAGACUUUCCCAAGCCACAAGACAAGCCUAUUAGCCACCCAACUUCUUUGGUAACUGGUGUUACAGGUGGUGGGGUUAAAUCUCCUCUCCAUCCUGAGGAAAAACCAAAGUCGCCUGAGAAGAAAGACGAAAAGGUCCUAGCUAAACCAGAUGACAGUUCCAAGUCGGUCCUUGAGACUGACAAGCCCAGUCCUAAAGAAUAUUCGGACGAUGAAACUGAUGACGAAAUAGAUAUUCCCAAGCCACAAGACAAGUCUAUUAGCCACCCAACUUCUUUGGUAACUGGUGUUACAGGUGGUGGGGUUAUUUCUCCUCUCCAUUCUGAGGAAAAACCAAAGUCGCCUGAAAAGAAAGACGAAAAGGUCCUAGCUAAACCAGAUGACAGUUCCAAGUCGGUCGUUGAGACUGACAAGCCCAGUCCUAAAGAAUAUUCGGACGAUGAAACCGAUGACGAAAUAGACUUUCCCAAGCCACAAGACAAGCCUAUUAGCCACCCAACUUCUUUGGUAACUGGUGUUACAGGUGGUGGGGUUAAAUCUCCUCUCCAUCCUGAGGAAAAACCAAAGUCGCCUGAGAAGAAAGACGAAAAGGUCCUAGCUAAACCAGACGACAGUUCCAAGUCGGUCGUUGAGACUGAUAAGCCCAGUCCUAAAGAAUAUUCGGACGAUGAAACCGAUGACGAAAUAGAUAUUCCCAAGCCACAAGACAAGCCUCUUAGGGAAGCAACUCCAUCAGUGACACCCUUCACUACUAUCCCUGACGAUACCAAGAUAGUUAAACCGACUGAUUCGCUUUCACAAUUGAAAGACGAUAAGAUCCCAACCUCAGUAGGAGACAAGGCACCAAAAGAGUCAGUAAAGCCUAUGUUAAAAGAGUAUUCGGACGAUGAAACUGAUGACGAAAUAGAUAUUCCCAAGCCACAAGACAAGCCUAUUAGCCACCCAACAUCUUUGGUAACUGGUGUUACAGGUGGUGGGGUUAUGUCUCCUCUCCAUUCUGAGGAAAAACAAAAGUCGCCUGAAAAGAAAGACGAAAAGGUCCUAGCUAAACCAGAUGACAGUUCCAAGUCGCACUUUGAGACUGAUAAGCCCAGUCCCAAAGAAUAUUCGGCCGAUGAAACCGAUGACGAAAUAGAUAUUCCCAAGCCACAAGACAAGCCUAUUAGCCAUCCAACUUCCUUGGUAACUGGUGUUACAGGUGGUGGGGUUAAAUCUCCCCUCCAUCCUGAGGAAAAACCAAAGUCGCCUGAGAAAAAAGACGAAAAGGUCCUAGCUAAACCAGACGACAGUUCCAAGUCGGUCCUUGAGACUGAUAAGCCCAGUCCUAAAGAAUAUUCGGACGAUGAAACUGAUGACGAAAUAGAUAUUCCCAAGCCACAAGACAAGCCUAUUAGCCAUCCAAUUUCUUUGGCAACUGGUGUUACAGGUGGUGGGGCUAAAUCUCCCCUCCAUCCUGAGGAAAAACCAAAGUCGCCUGAGAAAAAAGACGAAAAGGUCCUAGCUAAACCAGACGACAGUUCCAAGUCGGUCCUUGAGACUGAUAAGCCCAGUCCUAAAGAGUAUUCUGACGAAACCGAUGACGAAAUAGAUAUUCCCAAGCCACAAGACAAGCCUAUUAGCCAUCCAACUUCUUUGGUAACUGGUGUUACAGGUGGUGGGGUUAAAACUCCUCUCCAUUCUAAGGAAAAACCAAAGUCGCCUGAGAAGAAAGACGAAAGGGUCCUAGCUAAACCAGACGACAGUUCCAAGUCGGUCCUUGAGACUGAUAAGCCCAGUCCUAAAGAAUAUUCGGACGAUGAAAUUGAUGACGAAAUAGAUAUUCCCAAGCCACAAGACAAGUCUAUUCGCCACCCAACUACUUUGGUAACUGGUGUUACAGGUGGUGGGGUUAUUUCUCCUCUCCAUUCUGAGGAAAAACAAAAGUCGCCUGAAAAGAAAGACGAAAAGGUCCUAGCUAAACCAGAUGACAGUUCCAAGUCGCACUUUGAGACUGAUAAGCCCAGUCCCAAAGAAUAUUCGGCCGAUGAAACCGAUGACGAAAUAGAUAUUCCCAAGCCACAAGACAAGCCUAUUAGCCAUCCAACUUCCUUGGUAACUGGUGUUACAGGUGGUGGGGUUAAAUCUCCCCUCCAUCCUGAGGAAAAACCAAAGUCGCCUGAGAAGAAAGACGAAAAGGUCCUAGCUAAACCAGACGACAGUUCCAAGUCGGUCGUUGAGACUGAUAAGCCCAGUCCUAAAGAAUAUUCGGACGAUGAAACCGAUGACGAAAUAGAUAUUCCCAAGCCACAAGACAAGCCUCUUAGGGAAGCAACUCCAUCAGUGACACCCUUCACUACUAUCCCUGACGAUACCAAGAUAGUUAAACCGAUUGAUUCGCUUUCACAAUUGAAAGACGAUAAGAUCCCAACCUCAGUAGGAGACAAGGCACCAAAAGAGUCAGUAAAGCCUAUGUUAAAAGAGUAUUCGGACGAUGAAACUGAUAACGAAAUAGAUAUUCCCAAGCCACAAGACAAGCCUAUUAGCCACCCAACUUCUUUGGUAACUGGUGUUACAGGUGGUGGGGUUAUUUCUCCUCUCCAUUCUGAGGAAAAACCAAAGUCGCCUGAAAAGAAAGACGAAAAGGUCCUAGCUAAACCAGAUGACAGUUCCAAGUCGGUCGUUGAGACUGAUAAGCCCAGUCCCAAAGAAUAUUCGGACGAUGAAACCGAUGACGAAAUAGAUAUUCCCAAGCCACAAGACAAGCCUAUUAGCCAUCCAACUUCCUUGGUAACUGGUGUUACAGGUGGUGGGGUUAAAUCUCCUCUCCAUCCUGAGGAAAAACAAAAGUCGCCUGAGAAUAAAGACGAAAAGGUCCCAGCUAAACCAGACGACAGUUCCAAGUCGGUCCUUGAGACUGACAAGCCCAGUCCUAAAGAAUAUUCGGACGAUGAAACUGAUGACGAAAUAGAUAAUCCCAAGCCACAAGACAAGUCUAUUAGCCACCCAACUUCUUUGGUAACUGGUGUUACAGGUGGUGGGGUUAUUUCUCCUCUCCAUUCUGAGGAAAAACCAAAGUCGCCUGAAAAGAAAGACGAAAAGGUCCUAGCUAAACCAGAUGACAGUUCCAAGUCGGUCGUUGAGACUGAUAAGCCCAGUCCUAAAGAAUAUUCGGACGAUGAAACCGAUGACGAAAUAGACUUUCCCAAGCCACAAGACAAGCCUAUUAGCCACCCAACUUCUUUGGUAACUGGUGUUACAGGUGGUGGGGUUAAAUCUCCUCUCCAUCCUGAGGAAAAACCAAAGUCGCCUGAGAAGAAAGACGAAAAGGUCCUAGCUAAACCAGACGACAGUUCCACGUCGGUCGUUGAGACUGAUAAGCCCAGUCCUAAAGAAUAUUCGGACGAUGAAACCGAUGACGAAAUAGACUUUCCCAAGCCACAAGACAAGCCUAUUAGCCACCCAACUUCUUUGGUAACUGGUGUUACAGGUGGUGGGGUUAAAUCUUCCCUCCAUCCUGAGGAAAAACCAAAGUCGCCUGAGAAGAAAGACGAAAAGGUCCUAGCUAAACCAGACGACAGUUCCAAGUCGGUCCUUGAGACUGAUAAGCCCAGUCCCAAAGAAUAUUCGGACGAUGAAACCGAUGACGAAAUAGAUAUUCCCAAGCCACAAGACAAGCCUAUUAGCCAUCCAACUUCUUUGGUAACUGGUGUUACAGGUGGUGGGGUUAAAUCUCCCCUCCAUCCUGAGGAAAAACCAAAGUCGCCUGAGAAGAAAGACGAAAGGGUCCUAGCUAAACCAGACGACAGUUCCAAGUCGUUCGUUGAGACUGAUAAGCCCAGUCCUAAAGAAUAUUCGGACGAUGAAACUGAUGACGAAAUAGAUAUUCCCAAGCCACAAGACAAGCCUAUUAGCCACCCAACUUCUUUGGUAACUGGUGUUACAGGUGGUGGGGUUAUUUCUCCUCUCCAUUCUGAGGAAAAACCAAAGUCGCCUGAAAAGAAAGACGAAAAGGUCCUAGCUAAACCAGACGACAGUUCCAAGUCGGUCGUUGAGACUGAUAAGCCCAGUCCUAAAGAAUAUUCGGACGAUGAAACUGAUGACGAAAUAGAUAUUCCCAAGCCACAAGACAAGCCUAUUAGCCACCCAACUUCUUUGGUAACUGGUGUUACAGGUGGUGGGGUUAUGUCUCCUCUCCAUUCUGAGGAAAAACCAAAGUCGCCUGAGAAGAAAGACGAAAAGGUCCUAGCUAAACCAGACGACAGUUCCAAGUCGGUCGUUGAGACUGAUAAGCCCAGUCCUAAAGAAUAUUCGGACGAUGAAACUGAUGACGAAAUAGAUAUUCCCAAGCCACAAGACAAGCCUAUUAGCCACCCAACUUCUUUGGUAACUGGUGUUACAGGUGGUGGGGUUAAAUCUCCUCUCCAUACUGAGGAAAAACAAAAGUCGCCUGAGAAGAAAGACGAAAAGGUCCUAGCUAAACCAGACGACAGUUCCAAGUCGGUCGUUGAGACUGAUAAGCCCAGUCCCAAAGAAUAUUCGGACGAUGAAACCGAUGACGAAAUAGAUAUUCCCAAGCCACAAGACAAGCCUAUUAGCCAUCCAACUUCUUUGGUAACUGGUGUUACAGGUGGUGGGGUUAAAUCUCCCCUCCAUCCUGAGGAAAAACCAAAGUCGCCUGAGAAGAAAGACGAAAGGGUCCUAGCUAAACCAGACGACAGUUCCAAGUCGUUCGUUGAGACUGAUAAGCCCAGUCCUAAAGAAUAUUCGGACGAUGAAACUGAUGACGAAAUAGAUAUUCCCAAGCCACAAGACAAGCCUAUUAGCCACCCAACUUCUUUGGUAACUGGUGUUACAGGUGGUGGGGUUAUUUCUCCUCUCCAUUCUGAGGAAAAACCAAAGUCGCCUGAAAAGAAAGACGAAAAGGUCCUAGCUAAACCAGACGACAGUUCCAAGUCGGUCGUUGAGACUGAUAAGCCCAGUCCUAAAGAAUAUUCGGACGAUGAAACCGAUGACGAAAUAGAUAUUCCCAAGCCACAAGACAAGCCUCUUACGGAAGCAACUCCAUCAGUGACACCCUUCACUACUAUCCCUGACGUAAAGCCUAUGUUAAAAGAGUAUUCGGACGAUGAAACUGAUAACGAAAUAGAUAUUCCCAAGCCACAAGACAAGCCUAUUAGCCACCCAACUUCUUUGGUAACUGGUGUUACAGGUGGUGGGGUUAAUACUCCUCUCCAUUCUGAGGAAAAACCAAAGUCGCCUGAAAAGAAAGACGAAAAGGUCCUAGCUAAACCAGAUGACAGUUCCAAGUCGGUCGUUGAGACUGAUAAGCCCAGUCCUAAAGAAUAUUCGGACGAUGAAACCGAUGACGAAAUAGACUUUCCCAAGCCACAAGACAAGCCUAUUAGCCACCCAACUUCUUUGGUAACUGGUGUUACAGGUGGCGGGGUUAUUUCUCCUCUCCAUUCUGAGGAAAAACCAAAGUCGCCUGAAAAGAAAGACGAAAAAGUCCUAGCUAAACCAGACGACAGUUCCAAGUCGGUCGUUGAGACUGAUAAGCCCAGUCCUAAAGAAUAUUCGGACGAUGAAACCGAUGACGAAAUAGAUUUUCCCAAGCCUCAAGACAAGCCUCUUAGGGAAGCAACUCCAUCACCUAUUAGCCAUCCAACUUCUUUGGUAACUGGUGUUACAGGUGGUGGGGUUAAAACUCCUCUCCAUUCUGAGGAAAAACCAAAGUCGCCUGAAAAGAAAGACGAAAAGGUCCUAGCUAAACCAGACGACAGUUCCAAGUCAGUCAUUGAGACUGAUAAGCCCAGUUCUAAAGAAUAUUCGGACGAUGGACGGAAGGGAACCGGUUUGUCUGGCAUAUGUCCCAAGAAUAUUACACCUGUUAUGACAGAGGAAAUUUCAGCCUCAACUCAAUCCAACUUUAAAUCAGCAAGCUCUAUUAGAGCAACGCUUGAUACACAGAUAUCUAAUCCAAUAUCCGAUCCAGUUCAGAGGACCUUAUUGGUAACUCCUUUUAUAGACGAUCAGGGUAUUUCUCAGCAAUCUGGAGAAAAGUCAAAAACAAUCAGCCCCAUUUCACUGAAAUGUGAGACUCAGCUAAGCUAUCUAGAUCAUCAAUUAGACGUUGAUUUGGUUUCUGAUAUCGAAGAAAAUCGGUCUGUUCAACAGAUUGUGGAGGAUACUAUCAGGGCUGGUGAUGCUGAAGUACAAAAAAUUGUUGACGAAACACUCAAGAGUGUUCAGAAAACUAGAAAUAUUAGGGAACAGGUUGUAGGUGAAGGUCGUUCCGUUGAAGAAAUAGUUGAAGAUACACUUAAAAAUGCAAAGUUCAUUCCAAAUAUUUCCAUGGAAGAUAAACUCUAUGGCACCCAGCUUAAAGAAACUGAUGCACAAGAAGUUCGUCCCGUUGCUUACUUUGUAAAUUUAGACGAUGAACAGAAAUCAAUAGACGCUGUUAAAAAGGUACCACAACCGAAAAAAAUAAUUAAGUCAGACACGGGAAAAAUAUUAGAGGAGGCCUCUGCAAAACCAAUGAAUAAGUCAACCAAUAGCAAAAGAACACUCACGGUUAGGGAAAAGCCUAAGCCCAAGCCAGUUUCUCCAGCAAAGACGACUACUGUCAAACAAACUCCAAUUAGAAAAACAAUAACCACUGACAAAUCAAAACUAUCAAAUAAGACCGAGUCACGACGUUCAGUCACAAGCUCUACUUCAACAACUACCAGUUCAGCUUCCGCUACUAGUCGUGUGAUAAGUGAAAUACACUUCGAGAGAUCAUCAAGUCCUGCUUCGAGUUCCAUUUUCUACGAAAGCCAACCGCAAGGUGAAGGUAGUCGAUCUACCACCCCAAGACCCAGGGUUAAAACUGAUGUGACACGAAUACCCUACAAUACCUCACCUCGAUCGUUUAGUCCACAGUCAAAGACCACAAAGACAGAUAAGAAAACCGUAAACAAAAGUAAAACAACUGCCACUCGUUCUACCAAAGAGCUUACGGAAAAGAGUUUCAAAAAGACUGAGCGAAUUGCCAGCCAAGAGCACGUUGAGAAGCGGAAAACCCCGACACCGUCUGCCACCCACAGAUACAUGCAACCCACCCUGGCCCACAGCAUGAGGUACGGUUUGAGUGGCGAUGGCGACAUUGGCCAGAAUGUCACCUUGGCAUCUCCAAAGUCGCCGGCACCACCCAAAUCGCCUACUCCGGCCCUAACUAAAAGUACUCGAAGAACACAAACUGUAACAAGUGCCUUGACAAAGUCCACAACCCAAAUACCGAAACAAAAAAACUCGAUUGCUGAAAAGAAACCAGCACAGCCCCGUUCCCAGAUUAAGAGAGGCUCACAGAGCGAUAGCAAGGAAUCCCUAAUGAAAAGCAACGAUCGCCUAUACAAACGACAAACAUCCAAGGAAAAUAAGCUAGCAAACGUGAUAGGCUCCAAGAGCCAAGAAACCAAAAGCAUGAAGACACAAUCAGCUAAUUCAGCCAAGAAACUUGUCUCCAAAACUUCCAUAGAAACCGACAACAAGCUUCUGAAGAAGACAACAGCCACUAUACAGCGCACUAAAGUUCCGAUUAGCGUGUCUUCCAGUGCAAGGACUGCAGCAAAGCUAAGCAAGAGUGAUGACACCGUCAAGAGACCUCAGGUAGAUAAUAAGAAACCAGUAAAGCGAACGGUAAGCAAAGUAAGUGAAUCCAGUGGCACCAUGACCACCACAGCUACAUCGACCGUGGCGAGGUCCAUGGAGCCAAGGCUGCAAAAGAAGAUGAAGGACACGAUGAACGAGUCGAGUUCGAACUCGGGAAGCGGCACCACCAGUGCCAGCGGUUCUUCAAAUAGUACGCGACGAAGUGUGCGAUCCGUUAGCACGGUUAGCCGCAAAACGGACAAGGACUUGACCAACAUCCGGCGAGCAAGUGGAGCGGUUGUUUCGACAUCGACCGUACGGGUGCACCGGGAACCAACAGCAACCACCAGCGCUGUUAGCACCGUGCUCGUUGAUGACGACUGUGAGGUGAUAACCAUACGUUCCAUUAAAUCAAGCGAUAGUACAAAAAGUUCUACCUCAUCAUCCUCCGGUAGCGGCAGCAACAGUCGCAAGGUGCUAACCAGCGAGGUGUUCACUAAAACCUUCGGCCCCGACAAGCCGCUCGAGGUGGUCUACCGACAGCCAGAGUUUGAUGUAGAACACCACACGAUCAUGUCUGUGCGUCCAACCUCCGCGACAAGCAGCGAUCAGCAGAGGUGCAUUAACGAGUUCGAUGUCAGUUUCAUCGACACCACCGACUCCAGUCUCUCGGACUCCGUUGCCUUACCCAUGUUAGGCUCCGGUGAUCCUGAUCGUCUGCUGGCCGCCAGUCCCGGCUCGCCCAAGCCCACCCGCAGUCCCCUGGCCCUUAUUGAGGAGACCCUCCGUCGCCAGCAACAGCAUCACCAUCAUCAGCAACACUACCACCACAGUAGCGGUGCUAUUGCAGCUGCCCUUGAUCCUUCUCUGUCGAUGCCAGUGGCUUUUGGAGAGAGUCAUCUGGAGGCGGAGGUAGAGGUGGAGAAGGGCAGCAUUUCCAAAGAAACCCUUCAGGAAAGAAAAGUAGACCUAACCAGUCUGGAUACCGCAAAGAUCUCACAUGAAAUUGGUGAUGUUAAAGUUGGUGGUGGUGAUGAUGAUAGUGAUGGCGAUGGUGGAGAUCUUGUGGCACGCAUUCGCGAGGAAGCCAAUAUUCUGGUGGAUCGCGUACUUGAAGAAAGUGUCGAGAUUAUUGAGAGUCAAGGCCAUCAGGCCAAUGGCCACGAGAUCGCUAAGCUGGACUACAACUCAGAAAGUGAGAAUUAUGCCAUCACAUGCGACGAUAUCGGCGGCGUCGAUGUUAUCAAAUCGCCCACCAUUGAGUCCAUGUCGGGCAAGUCGUUUGACGACAACAUGAGCUUCACCGACGAGCAUAUACAUUUACCCUUGCAUGCCCAGAACACGACCACCACCAUGACAACGACAAUUACCACUCAGUUCCAACAGCAGCCGUCCCAGUCUGCUGUCCCAAGUACAUCGGCGGCAAAAGAUCCGGUUGCAGUUCUCGAAUCCGUAUCCGUAUCAUUUCCAGUAGCGAGUAGUCGAAAUCAGGCUGAAGACGAGAAUGAAACGCGAACCAGGCGCAUUGAUCGAAAGAUCGAGAAACUAUCCACUGACAUGGACGAUGUAAGCGCCAGGUUCGAUGAGGCGUUUGAGAUGUCGGUGCCCGAGGACGAGAUCAGCGCCCUGCAGGGCGACUUUUCCAAACUUAGCUGGGACGAAAGCGUUUCGCCCACGACCAACACCGAUAUGGCACAAAACCAAAUAACUCCCGAUAACGAUAUACAAGAUCUCAUCGCAGAAACAGGCGGCGAUUUACCAAACUCAAGUGAAACCGAUACCACUCCCGUACCACCGUCGAAAGAAUCGGAAAGCAAAACCGAAACUGAGCCGACGGUAGUAACCAAUGCAUUCACUACCACCAGCCACGAUACACCCACACCAAAACCAAGAGUUCUCAAAGCAAGCUCCCCCGUCUCCGAAGGCACCGAUAGCACUACCAUUCCUGGCCCAGUGCCCAAGCCCGAAAUACCGAUUGAUAUUAGUUUUGAUGCCACCGCACCGGUUCCAAAGCCGCGUGCCCCUAUAAAGCACACGGAACCUUUUGAAAACCUGGCUGCCCUAGCUGAACAGUCCGAUAGCAUUAGUCUGAGGAGUUUUGAGCUCACAGAGGACAUUUCCAAGACGGACGAGCCCUCCACAGAGCUCUCUAUUCGAUCCCAGCUUCGGGACAUAGUCACCACCACCACUGUUUCGGAGGACCACACCGAAAGCUUCGAGCCAACGAGUGAGAUUUCUGUCGAUGAUGCCGACACUGAAAAGUCUGAGGGUGCCGAAAAGACCACUAGCUUUUAUAUUGGGGAAUCAAGUCGUAAUGUUAUCAUCAAGACCUCGACGAGAUCUGCAAGUGUUACACCGCAAGAGGAGGAAGCUCAGGGCGAAAUUGGAAUUGAUGCUAAGGAUAUUUCCCUAAUGAAGGAGGUAUCUGUUGACUCUGACGAAGCCAACGAUGUUUUCAAAGAGUUUGUCACGAUGAAGCCAGAAGAUCCUACUGCAAUGGACAGCAAGAUAACCAGACAAGGCUCGGAAACUCGGAAUGACAUACUUGAAUUUGAAAAUGCUGACAAGGACAAGACUACAGAGCAAAAGCUCUCCAAGGUAACGACCGAGGAGAGCUUGACCACAUCCACCGGAUCCAGCGGUCGAGCCAUCAUUGAAAUAGCUCCUUCGAGCAGCGAAGAUCCUGAUGAGUCCAGUAAGGAAAUUCCGGAAAUUGUAAAUACAAUCUCAGAGAAGGCAGCCUCCACUGAUAAGUUUGAAUUGCCCUUAGAAAAAAGUGAGUGGGAAACAUCAGAAAAAGAAAUCCCAACUGAGGGCAAACCAAAAGUAGUUCAUUCGCCUCAACAACCCCAAGAAGCCAGCAUGAAGAGUACUCUCGAUAAGUUUCACGUAGAUGAAAUUCUUGCCGAAGAACAGGUAUCAGAGGAUCACUCCAGUAGUGAUCACAAGUCGUUUAAGGAGGAGAAAGACUUAAUCCCUUCAGAACUUGGAUCGAGUACCGUGCCGCAGGAAUACACUUUUGCUGUUGAGAGCGAGGACAUCUCAUCAUUCAUAGGCAUACCAGAAGCAAGCAUGCAGACCUCCACUUUGGAUAGUACACAGCCUCCAGAGGGUCUGUUCGACACCACAAUCAAGGAGACCCUCAAUAAACAAGCUGCCAUGGCCCAUUAUGCCCAAGAUGUCUUUGGCAGAGGGGAAAGACGCGAUGACCACGGAUCACUAGGUUUCAUUUCCACCGGCACAGCCGAAGAGUUGAGUUCCAUGGAAGAGCAGGUGGCAAAGGAGGAACAAGCCUCAUUGGGCUUCAUUUCCACUGAAACCGCCGAGGAUUUCAGCUCCAUGGAAGAUUAUUAUUCCGAGAAAUUGGCCGUCGCAAGUGUGGUUGCUGAUGAGGCUGCAACCGAAAAAUCAUUGACUACUAGCACUUUUGAAGAGCUUUCGUCUGAUCAAUCCAUGAAACCAAUCGAUGUUGUGGUUCAUCGACUUAAAACCGAGACAUCGCCGGAUUCCAUUAACCGUUGGUCUAUUCCCGAUGUAGACACCUCCAGCUCAAGCGAGAGCUUCCACAGAAGCUUCGACAAGACUCAAAGUCGACCCUUGUCCUCAGACUUGGAUAACCUUGUGACCACCACAGGUACUGGUACCUCAAGUGAUUACCAAACCGCAAGAGAAUUCACCACCACUGGCCGCACGGAGGGAACCGAAUAUAUUAGUGCAGUCAGCACCCUCGGAAGCAGUAGCUUAGACUCACAGUCGGAGACUUCGGCCAAUUUGGCCAGCAUUGAUGUGUCCGAGCUGUCGGAGACGUUGGUGGCCUCCUCUGCCGAAGUCGAUGCUUUUGAAGCCGAAGAGAUGUCGCGUCUGCGCGAUCUUCGAGCCGAUGACGAGGACAGUGAUGAGAGUGUAGAACUUCCGGGAACUGCCUAUCCAACCAGCGAACAGCAAAGCCUCAUGAAGCGGUCCCAGGAAAUGAUUUUCAAGCCAAAAAGUCUGGACGAGGAGCCCUUGCCCGUAGAGAUUGCGCAAAUCGAGGAAUAUCCCAAGCAAAAGGAGGCAGAGCGCACAUGGGGCCUGGCCUAUCCUUUGGAGGACAGCAAGGUGGAUAGUCCGCGGGAGAGUGAAAAAGGCGAGGACAUUCUGUUGUAUCACGGAGAUCCACGUCGGUCCAUUGACGAGUCCAAGUUGGCCUCUAGCCUAGACGAGGGCAGUAUUCUUUCCGUGAGCAUGUCAAGCACAUCCAACAUUGAUACUGUUGUAGAGAACUUUGAUGAUAUUAUUGGAUCCGCUGGAUCCUCUUCAUUGACCGGUAUCGAGGGUUUCCAGUACGGCCAUGACCCGGAAGAUGCCACAUUCAUGCUGGAAAUGGAGAGCAAGGAACAUUCACCGCAUGACUCUAAUGCCAGUACUCCUCCGGGAGGGGAAUCAAAACGCCGGGGUCACAAGCGAAAUGAGAGCAUUUCGGGAGAUGCCUUAAAGAACUUGGACAAGGAAGUUGCAUUACUGGGCGAAGGCAAGGAGUCGGAAAGCGAAUCGGACACUGAUCCCUACGAAUCGGAAUAUGCCCGCCAGUUCCGUUCCCCCAAAGAACGAAAGAGCAAAAAGAAGAAGCAGGCGGCAGCCGAAAUGGAUCAUAGUGGCGAACUGGAAAAGCGUCCAUUUACUCCAUCCCAGUUGGUAGCCGAGGUUAUCGUGGAGGACAGUAUCACAGAGGAGUUAGAGGCAGAGGCAGCGAUGAUCGAGGAGCGCCGCCCUUCCCAAAAUAUGCAGGACUAUUCAAACAUUCCCGACAUAAUGGUCACGGAGGAUAUCAAAUCGCCCAUCCUGGAGGAAGAGACCGACGAGUUUCCAGAAAAGAUGCUCUACAAAGUGCGCACCGAGGAAGAAUUGCACAAGGCAAGCGACGCCUCAGUAUAUCAGAAGGCAAAGGCCGAGGAGAAGGAGCAGGACUUUCAGCGACGAGUGCAGGAACAAUACCGCCAGAAGCUCGAGGAACUGAAGCGCGCCGAAGUUGGAGCCGAAUACGAUGAUCGCAAGGCUCCUGAUUCACCAGACUCCUUUGAAAUGGUCGAACAACCCGAUAUCUCGGAUGAAUUCGUUAUUAUCGAGGAGGUGGCCAAGGAGGCCAACGAAGUAGAUCUGGGCGGUCAGAGCAUUAAGAUUAAGCAAAUUAAGUACGAGCAAAAGCACGACGAGGAUGUUGAGAAGAUCAUCAUCAAGUCAGCGCCUGCGGAUCCCAAGCUCGGAUCACAGCUCUACAAGGAUGACCUGAACUUUGAGUUCGAGGAAAGUCCUCCCACUGGAGCCAGCAGUAGUAGCGAGCAGCAGGAAGAGAGCGAUUCUAGUGAAACAGCAGCUGCCAACAAGCGCUGGGUUGAGAUGCAGUUGACCGACAACCAGCUGCGAUAUCCGUAUGAUUUAGCCGGAGCCGUGUUGGAGGACAUUAAAGAGGAAGACGGAGAGUUCGAGGUGGGCAGCAGCCGUAUCAGCAGCUUCAAGGAUUCCUUUUCGAGCACCCCCGAGUACGAUGUGGCGGCACGGCGAUAUCAUUCACGUGGCGAGCACGACGAUGUCUCAAUGAGUAGUCUGCAGGAGUUUGAGUCUCUGGAGCAAGCCAUUUCCCUAGAGAACCGGAAUCGCACCCACCAAGGUUCCACUGAUUCGAGCAAUGGAAGCUUCACCCGCCGAUAUGUGGUUCGUCACAGUGGCAGUGGAACUGCACCCGGUGACGAUGUAUCGGUCUCAAGUCUCAAGGACUUUGAAGGUCUCGAGAAUGCCUGCAUCGAAGCCCACCUGAUAGAGAUCAAGGCCAGGGAGGAAGCUGCUCUACUUUCGCGCUCUGAUGAGUCUAAUAAAUCCAAUGGCAGCGAUAAAGGAGCCACGGGUAAUGUUGUGGUGACCAAGGUAACCCGCACAGUAACCCGCACCGAAGUGGUGCCCUCAAGUCAAGUUGAGAGCAUUGAAGCCCUGCUGAAGCAGAAGCUGGAGCGGGAGGAAGGAUUUCUUCAAGGUAAAGUCACCGACAUGGGCACCACUGAGUUGGAUACCAAGUCAAAGAUCGACAGCCAGGAUUCCGAAAAGGAUAGCAUCGAUAGCAUGGAGAUCAGCAAGAGUCAUGACAUGAUGACCAGCAGCAUCGAAAGCUUCGACAUCUCCAAGGACGCCACCACGAGAUCGGACAUUGAUUCCCUGGAGAUCGACAAGCGACACUCGCGGCAAGAGAGCAUAGAAUCUUUCGGCGAUGAGCAGUUGGAUCUCAUGACCAAGUUCGUUAGCGGCGGAGGAGUGACACUGGGUGAUGGACUGACCACCACCACGACCACGACUACCACCAGCACGGAUGCCGAUGGACACGAACACACGGUGACCAGGGUGAUAACCACAACAACAAAUGUGGGUGGCAUUCAGGAACUUCCAAUGGAUGAAUCCGGCAUGUCAAAGGACGUGUCGGUGGAUUCCCUAAAUAUGUGCGUGGAGCAAACAACCAGUUCGGCUGGCACAACGGCCACCUACCAAACCAGCGCUGGUAACUCCCAGAUGUCCGGGAGCGUAACCAGCUGUGCGUCCAGCACUCUCAUGGAGGAUUCGUUCCCUGGUGUGGGUGGCAUGUCGUCGUCGCAAAUGUCAGCCAGUUUUUGGUCUCACGAUGAAUCCACGGUGGUCGAGGACGAAGGACGCGAUCUCGCCCAGAAGCCACAACAGGGCCACUAAACGCUGGACGGGAUUAGGAGAGAGAGAGAGAAAGAGAAAACGAGAGGGAGAAGAAAAGAGAUAUAUAAGAGAUGUCACACGUAAUCCCAUAUGAAAAUGGGGCUUGAACGGUGACUUAGAAUAUUUGGCUAGAUAAGGCGCUCUUCUAGACGCAGCACCAAAUGCAGGAAUCUCUGGACGAGGAACGCAUCUUUACCGGCUCUGAAAACAUCACCGAUUUCAAAUCGAACAGCGAGAGGGAUUUAUUAAUUAGCAAAUUUGACAUUUUCCAUCUACACACAGACACACACACACACAUUUUUAAUGAUAUUGAAGUGCAUACACGAGUUUUUAAAGGCAAAUAUAUAUAUUUUAUAUAUUUAUAAAAACUAUAAAAUCGCAAACAUGAAUUCGAAUAUGAAUAUAUGGCAAGCAUUAGCCAUUCAACGCAUUUUCUUAUUGGCUUUAAUGUUUGAAAAUUAAUAAAAGUUACGGCAAAAACAGAAAAUCUUUGUGCUAGGCGUUGUAAUGGAAUACACCUUUGCUUUUAAUUUGAUGUAGUUAUUAUAUAUGUACAUGUACGAAGGAUACUUAUUAUUAAAUGAAUCGCUUAUUAUUGUAGUUUAAUUUAAGCAAUUAUACAAACGCAUGUGAAAAAAGGGACGCAAUGAAAUAGUUGAAGCGUGGCAAGUGAAAUGCUUUUAAAGUCUCAUUUUUUUACAAGAACCAAGCAAAUUUAUUCGCUUGCAUAUUUUAACAGUGAAAUAUACAUAAAUAUACAAUCUGAAAACCAGUGCAUAGAUCAAAUUUAAAGCAUAUAGAGACAAGAUAUGAAAUUAAUUUGCAUAGAAAUACAACAAAAACAGCCAUAAAGUUUAUCGCUAAUUUUCGUAAUUCACAUCUUGCGUGUACGAGUAUUCGUCAAAGAACCUACUUAUUGAAAGGAUUUAAACAUUUUAGCAUCACCACUGUAAUGGAAUAUGAAUAAAACUAAUAUUUGUGUUAAAAACAUACAAGAUAUAUUAAAAAAAACAUUAUUGUAUUGUAAACCCACACGCGUAUGAAUAACCAAAUAAAAUGCUUAAUACAAUU